CCCAAGACACGCACCCUCCAUUGGCGCCCACACCUGUCAACUCCGCGCGCGCUCAGGUCGGUGGAGAAGCCCGGCGAGGAAGCGCUGGGAUCCCGACUCGGGCGCCUGGCCCUGUCCCCGCCCCUCUGCACCCCUGCCCACCCCCUCCCAUCACACCCUGGUACACACACCCGUACUCCACACUGCACCCUUGCAGCCCCCCGCCGCCGCGGUUCCCGGGGGCGGCGGUUCCCGGAACAGCCGGACCCGGCGGAGCGCUUCGGCGCGCGGAGAACACUCCAGAAAUCUUAAUGAGGUAGCCAGCUGCGGGAGAUUCCAAACCCCUAGAUAAAAAUGGCUUUCCACGUGGAAGGACUGAUAGCUAUCAUCGUGUUCUAUCUUCUGAUACUGCUGGUUGGAAUAUGGGCUGCCUGGAGAACCAAAAACAGCGGCAGUGCAGAAGAGCGCAGUGAGGCCAUAAUAGUUGGUGGCCGAGACAUCGGCCUGCUGGUGGGGGGAUUUACCAUGACAGCCACGUGGGUUGGAGGAGGUUACAUCAACGGGACGGCUGAAGCAGUAUAUGCACCAGAUUAUGGUCUAGCUUGGGCUCAGGCACCAAUCGGAUAUUCUCUUAGUCUGAUUUUAGGUGGUCUGUUUUUUGCAAAACCUAUGCGUUCCAAGGGAUAUGUGACCAUGUUAGACCCAUUUCAGCAGAUCUAUGGAAAACGCAUGGGCGGGCUCCUGUUUAUUCCUGCGCUAAUGGGAGAAAUGUUCUGGGCUGCAGCCAUUUUCUCUGCCUUAGGAGCCACCAUCAGUGUGAUCAUUGACAUCGACGUUCAUAUUUCUGUCAUCGUCUCUGCGCUCAUCGCCAUUCUGUACACCCUCGUGGGCGGCCUCUACUCAGUGGCCUACACGGACGUUGUUCAGCUCUUUUGCAUUUUCAUAGGACUGUGGAUCAGCGUCCCUUUUGCAUUGUCACAUCCUGCAGUCACCGACAUUGGGUUCACUGCUAUUCAUACCAAAUACCAGGAGCCUUGGCUGGGGACUAUUGAGCCAUUUGAAGUUUACAAUUGGCUUGAUAGCUUUAUGUUGUUGAUACUGGGGGGAAUUCCAUGGCAAGCCUACUUCCAGAGGGUCCUCUCUUCAUCCUCAGCCACCUAUGCUCAGGUGUUGUCCUUCCUGGCAGCUUUUGGAUGCCUGGUGAUGGCUAUACCAGCCGUACUCAUUGGGGCCAUUGGAGCGUCAACAGACUGGAACCAGACUGCAUAUGGAUUUCCAGAUCCCAAGAGUAAAGAAGAAGCAGACAUGAUUUUACCGAUUGUUCUGCAGUAUCUCUGCCCUGUGUACAUUUCUUUCUUUGGUCUUGGUGCAGUGUCUGCUGCUGUUAUGUCAUCAGCAGAUUCUUCUAUCCUGUCAGCAAGUUCGAUGUUUGCUCGGAACAUCUACCAGCUUUCAUUCAGACAAAAUGCAUCAGACAAGGAAAUCGUCUGGGUCAUGCGAGUCACAGUGUUUGUGUUUGGAGCCUCUGCAACAGCCAUGGCCUUGCUGACAAAGACCGUGUACGGGCUCUGGUACCUCAGCUCAGACCUUGUUUACAUCAUCAUCUUCCCGCAGCUGCUUUGUGUGCUUUUCGUCAAGGGAACCAACACGUAUGGAGCUGUGGCUGGUUAUGUUUCUGGCCUUUUCCUGAGAAUAACUGGCGGGGAGCCAUAUCUGUACCUGCAGCCCUUGAUCUUGUAUCCUGGUUAUUAUUCUGAUAAGAAUGGUAUAUAUAAUCAGAGAUUCCCAUUUAAAACACUCUCCAUGGUUACCUCAUUCUUAUUUAACAUUGGCAUCUCUUAUCUAGCCAAAUACCUAUUUGAAAGUGGAACCAUGCCACCAAAAUUAGAUGUAUUUGAUGCUGUUGUUGCAAGGCACAGUGAAGAAAACAUGGAUAAGACAAUUCUGGUUAAAAAUGAAAAUAUUAAAUUAGAUGAACUUGCACCUGUGAGGCCUCGACAGAGCAUAACUCUCAGCUCAACUUUCACCAAUAAAGAGGCCUUCCUUGCCAUCGAUUCCAGCCCAGAAGGAUCUGGGACUGAAGAUAAUUUAUAAUAACCCCAGCUAAUUAAAACACUGCUUUCUCAAACAGAGCUCUAUAGCAGGCUAGUCCUGGAAGGAUGGUUUGCAGCAUAGAAAAAUAUUUUAAAAAAUAACGUUCAGGAGGACAAAAGUCAAUCUAAAAGUACAACUGUACAAAUACAAGCCAAGCUAGAAGGAAGCACCUAUGAAAGCGAAAGCUUUCUUUCUCAUCGAAAUUUCUCACCUUCAUUUGAUUUUGACUCUAGAUAGUUUCACUAAGUAUUCAAAAAAUGAAUAAAGCCGCAUUCAAAGAACAGAGGGCCAAACAGAGUAUCUUUAUCAUGACAAAAGGAAGUAGAGAUGAAGGAGCCAAGGAAAUCAGGUCAUCUUGAUCCAGAUCUUGUUUACUAACGCACUGGUGAGUCUAGUUUAGUUACCACCCUGAAGCUGUGAGAAUAAUUCACCUUUAUACCAAGGAAUGGUGCAAUGAAUUAACCAGCUGACUUUCUUGAUGUAAUGAUGAACCCCUUCUUUCAUGUUCUUCACUAUAACAUUUGAUGAAUAUGCAAUUUGUUUUUCUUUCAGUAGCAGCGUGUGUUAUUCUGAGCAUAGGCAAAACAAAUACGAAAAAUAUUGUAUAGUGAUUUUUUAAUGUGCAAGGUAAUAGCAAAAUAGAAUCCAUCUUUGCAGAGGAGACUGGGCUUCUUUGAAUGCAUCUACAACUACCAUGUGCACUAAGAAGAGUACCUGGAAGCAUGGAAGACAUGAUUAUUGGGCAACCUUAAAGCAAUAAAUCAAAAGGCCACUAAGUAGAAGUGACAGGAAGCACAGUAGAUUUUUACCUUCAUCUGAAGUUCAUAAAGUUAUGAUUUAUGAUUAAAGAAGUAACGUCUUGUCUUAUUAUCUAAUUAGUAUUGGGAGUGAAAUUGAGCCAUAUGUAGCUCCAUAGGACCAAUUAAGGUUAAUGAAGGACAAACUGCACCUCCUGAUGGUAGAAAAAAAAAAAAUAGAAAUACAAAACCCACUCAAUUUUAGAUAUUUAUUAAUGAGGAUGAUUUAGUGUUAAGAGAGCUACUCUGUAGCAUUUUUGCAUGUAAGCCAGUCUUAGGUACUGGACAAAUCACCACUACAAAAAGUACAUAGUGAAUUUUAAAAUGCAGAAGAAAGCAGAAAGUAAAACUGAGUUCUAAAGGGAAAAAGCCAUCAAUUUUAAUAUUUGGUGUCUAUAUAAUUUUCACAAGGUCGGUCAUUAAAUAUUAUUU
Messenger RNA from Rhinolophus ferrumequinum (greater horseshoe bat), 3302 nucleotides. It is a transcript of the gene SLC5A7, whose product is annotated as solute carrier family 5 member 7. Gene Ontology annotation, biological process: transmembrane transport; acetylcholine biosynthetic process; synaptic transmission, cholinergic. The record is from RefSeq and is a predicted model, not a curated record. The transcript has 9 exons. Gene Ontology annotation, cellular component: perikaryon; axon; dendrite. Gene Ontology annotation, molecular function: choline:sodium symporter activity. NCBI's taxonomy places the organism in Eukaryota, Metazoa, Chordata, Mammalia, Chiroptera, Rhinolophidae. The coding region runs from base 334 to 2073 and encodes 579 amino acids.